GUACCCAUCUGAGCGCGCCGCUGACACACGCACUCUUUCAGAGGCAACACGAGGGAAGCUGUAAAUCCUCUUCACAGACUCAAAAGUCUCAGUUACGCGAGUGAUGAUGAGGAAAGGCAUCUCGUGCCCGAGCCUGGACCCGAACUGCACGCGCAUCGUUGAAAGCCUGUCCUCGUGGAACAGAUCCCCGGUGAGUGCGUACCGGCUGGUGGAUUUACCUCCCAUCGCUACACCUGUUGCCAUGGUUGAGGAGCAUGUAUAUCCUUUUCCAACGGUGGACGUGCCUGAUCAUGCUCAUUACAUUAUUGGAGCCGUCAUCCUUGCCGUUGGCAUCACAGGCAUGUUGGGCAACUUCUUGGUCAUCUAUGCCUUCAGCAGGAGCCGGACCCUCAGGACACCUGCCAACAUGUUUAUAAUAAAUCUGGCCAUCACAGAUUUCCUCAUGUGUGCCACCCAAGCACCCAUCUUCUUCACCACCAGCAUGCACAAAAGAUGGAUCUUCGGAGAGAAAGGCUGUGAGUUGUAUGCAUUCUGCGGGGCUUUAUUUGGCAUCUGUUCCAUGAUCACGCUCGUGGUCAUCUCCGUGGAUCGAUACUUUGUGAUCACGCGGCCGUUGGCCUCCAUCGGCGUGUUGUCUCAGAAGAGAGCUGUUCUGAUUCUUCUGGCAGCCUGGGUCUAUUCCCUCGGAUGGAGUCUACCUCCCUUCUUUGGUUGGAGCGCUUAUGUUCCUGAAGGGCUGCUGACCUCUUGCACCUGGGAUUAUAUGACAUUCACACCCUCCGUGCGAGCUUACACUAUGCUGCUUUUCACCUUUGUGUUCUUCAUUCCUCUUAUCAUCAUCAUCUACUGCUAUUUUUAUAUUUUCCGGUCCAUUCGUAGCACCAAUGAGGCUGUUGGCAAAAUUAAUGGGGAUAAGAAGCGAGACUCGAUUAAAAGAUUCCAGCGGCUGAAAAAUGAAUGGAAGAUGGCGAAAAUUGCUCUUAUUGUCAUUCUCAUGUAUGUCAUCUCCUGGUCUCCAUAUUCCACUGUGGCACUAACAGCGUUUGCUGGGUAUGCUGAUAUUCUCACGCCAUAUAUGAAUUCAGUACCUGCAGUUAUAGCCAAAGCUUCAGCCAUCCACAAUCCCAUCAUCUAUGCCAUUACACACCCCAAAUACAGGGUGGCCAUAGCGAAAUACAUUCCUUGUCUCCGCAUGCUGCUGUGUGUUCCCAAGCGUGACCUCCACUCCUUCAACAGUAGCUUAAUGUCCACACGCCGUUCCACUGUCACCAGUCAAUCCUCUGACAUCUCUGGACCCUUCUGCAGAACCAGCACUGGGAAAUUUCGGCUCUCGUCAGCCUCCGAUAGUGAAUCUGGCUGGACAGACACUGAGGCUGAUCUCUCCAGCAUGGGCUCUAGGCCAGCUAGCCGGCAGGUGUCGUGUGAUAUUAGCAGAGAUACGGCAGAGCUCACAGACUUCAAACCAUCUAACUCAUCUAGCUUCAAGUCCAAACUCAAAAGCCACGACUCAGGCGUCUUUGAAAAGAGCUCUGAUGUGGAUGAUCCGGCUCAACCUGACCGUACUUUCCCUCUAGCUGCUGGUGACAAUACAGAAAUGACCGUUUCGAGAGGUAUGAUUGGUCGGAUCCCAAGUAUUGUUGUCACUUCUGAGUCUAGCUCUUUCCUGCACUCAGCCCAGCCUAGCGACAGAAUCAUCCGUUCGGUUGUGUCCAAUGGCAGUGUUGGGUCAAAUUUCCCCAGGAGAGAUUCUUCACAGCAGGGGGCAGUACAUCUCUCCAUCGCUGCUGAAACACCUGCGGUCCCUCCAUUACAAUAGCCUUACCCUCAGUAACCUAAUGCUUAUACCUCGUGAAAUGCUGUCUGACUCUUGCGUUCAAACUUUGUGUCAAUGUUAAGUGUUUUAUGUGUAAUCCUGUUCUUUCGUCGAAGAAUGUGUAGUAGAAGGAUGUCCAAUCCUGUUCAAAGUUUAGCAAUGGGAGCUGGCAAGAAACCAGACCUACGUCUUGAUGUCUUCCUUUUAUAUUUGUAAUACAUUCACCUCAGCUGUUGACCAAUAUCUUUGCAUCCCUUUGAAGGGAAAAUGUAUCAGGAUAUGAAUUAAUCUGAUAAAUGUUUACUUAUGGAAAAUAUGACCAGAGGGAUUUGUUGUACGGGAGACCAACUGAAAGAGGUGGACACCAUUCUUUUUCCGGUUGUUGAUGUCAAAUAGGCAGCGAUGAACUUCACUUACUGAUAUCAGCUUAGUUUGUAUUUGAUUUAGUCUCAUGUACAUUAUAGAAAUACAUUUUCCUGAUGUUUAGUCUAUUUAUUGCACUCUUAAAAUGCUGAGUUGUUUUAAUCUAUAGCUGGGUCAU
Messenger RNA from Triplophysa dalaica, 2354 nucleotides. It is a transcript of the gene opn4a, whose product is annotated as opsin 4a (melanopsin). The record is from RefSeq and is a predicted model, not a curated record. Gene Ontology annotation, cellular component: membrane. NCBI's taxonomy places the organism in Eukaryota, Metazoa, Chordata, Actinopteri, Cypriniformes, Nemacheilidae. The transcript has 11 exons. Gene Ontology annotation, biological process: visual perception; G protein-coupled receptor signaling pathway. Gene Ontology annotation, molecular function: G protein-coupled receptor activity. The coding region runs from base 104 to 1816 and encodes 570 amino acids.